AUGUUCGCUGAGAAUUUCGGAGCUUGGUAUAGUCGAGAAAUCGCCUUUAUAAGUUUGUUUUUUGCUUUAAAAAUGGCGGAUUCAAGAAAACAAUCGGUGCAUUCAAAAAGCAGUGAUGUAAAGUUUUUGUGGGAGAUGAUUGCUGCAGCAGUUUCAGAGGAAUCAGUUUUCAGUGCUACUCUAGUAUCGCAAAUCCUGAAGCACCACUGGAAGGCCAUGCAUAAAGCUUAUGGGAAGCAGAUGGAAAAGAUGAUUCACCUAAUCGAGCUAGUUGUUUUACCGAAUUGGAGGAGUUCACUUCAAGAACUCGAAACAGAUGAUCCUGAGACAAGGGCAGUUGUUCGAACUGUUGCAGAGAACGCUUUGACGUCAUUGGAAUUUACAGUAGAUGAAUGUUUGUCGUCAUUUAAUAAUGAAAAUUGUGCUAUUUGA
Molecule: messenger RNA, 432 nt
Organism: Thelazia callipaeda (thelaziosis nematode)
Lineage: Eukaryota; Metazoa; Nematoda; Chromadorea; Rhabditida; Thelaziidae
Source: the annotation of a GenBank genome assembly